UUAUUGAAAACAUUACGUCCAGCAUAUGGACCUCCAUCAAAAGAUAUUCUUUCUGGUUGCCUUUUGGCACAAGAAACAGCUUUUGUUAAUCGAGCAGUAAUUAAAGGAUUGAAAAUUCCCAAGACUUGA
Molecule: messenger RNA, 129 nt
Organism: Entrophospora candida
Lineage: Eukaryota; Fungi; Glomeromycota; Glomeromycetes; Entrophosporales; Entrophosporaceae
Source: the annotation of a GenBank genome assembly